This is a messenger RNA of Cryptomeria japonica (Japanese cedar), 2655 nucleotides long. Its product is annotated as auxin transporter-like protein 4. The transcript has 8 exons. Gene Ontology annotation, cellular component: plasma membrane. The record is from RefSeq and is a predicted model, not a curated record. NCBI's taxonomy places the organism in Eukaryota, Viridiplantae, Streptophyta, Pinopsida, Cupressales, Cupressaceae. The coding region runs from base 614 to 2089 and encodes 491 amino acids.
ACAACUAUACUUUACCACCUAAGCCCCACUAGCCCCUUCUUCUCUAGCCUGAUGUGACCCUGCUGCCUUUAGUGUUAGGGCGCUGUGGGUGACACUAAUAAUUAUGCACAUCCGCAUGCCUAGGCCCAGAGCAGGCUCACUAUCAUGAUUAUUACUCAUUCUAGGCUUCUGCUUUGCAUGACAGCAACAAUGCCAAACAAAGCAAGUAAUAUAUUUUGUUUAAAAAAAAUAAUGAUAAGGCCACUUUACUCUCUUUAAUUUCUAAUAGCUGGGAUCCUUUAAAGUGUCAAGAGCUCUCUGUUCUUCUGGUAACAGUAUUAUUGUUUGGUUGGUUGGGAUAUCCUGUCAAACAACAGAGGCAGUAGGAGCUCAAGUUAGAUAGCAAGAUAUACACCGCUAGAGAACAUAUAUAUACAAUGAGUAUGUAUGUUCUCUUGAGCUGUGGUGAAAAACAAGAAUAACAAUCCUGCUUCUGGAUAUUUAGGCUACAUUGAGAAUUUCUUGCCUCAAUUCACCUAAAAUUCUUCCUUUGGCAGCUCAAGGUGUAUGUUUUGCUUGAUUGAGUCUACAUAUUGCUGCAACAACAGAUCUUGAGCUCUUUUACGGUUUCCUGAUGAAGAUGGUUACACAAAAACAGGCAGAAGAAGCCAUUGUGGCUAAUUACGGAGAGAUGGAGGUGGAAGGGAAGGAUUUACAGAAUAAGAGUACUGAUGAGGCGUCCAUUAAAGGGACCAUUAAGAGCUUCUUCUGGCAUGGGGGUUCUGUUUAUGAUGCCUGGUUUAGCUGUGCAUCAAACCAGGUGGCCCAAGUGCUCUUAACUCUGCCAUACUCCUUCUCACAGCUUGGAAUGGUGUCUGGGGUCCUGUUCCAGAUAUUCUAUGGCCUCAUGGGUAGCUGGACAGCUUAUCUGAUUAGUGUUCUUUAUGUUGAGUACCGGAGCAGGAAGGAGAAGGAGAAUGUUAACUUCAAGAACCAUGUUAUUCAGUGGUUUGAGGUUCUAGAUGGACUAUUGGGAGCCUAUUGGAAAGCCAUUGGCCUUGCCUUUAACUGUACAUUUCUUCUUUUCGGAUCUGUCAUACAGCUCAUAGCUUGUGCCAGUAACAUAUAUUAUAUAAAUGAUAAUCUGGACAAGAGAACCUGGACAUACAUCUUUGGAGCUUGUUGUGCAACCACAGUCUUUAUUCCAUCUUUCCAUAAUUAUCGAAUUUGGUCAUUUAUUGGACUUGGAAUGACAACAUACACAGCAUGGUACAUGACAAUUGUAUCACUUGUUCAUGGACAGGUUGAAGGUGUGAAACACUCUGCACCAAACAGACUUGUGCUUUACUUUACUGGAGCCACAAACAUUCUUUACACUUUUGGAGGUCAUGCUGUUACAGUGGAAAUAAUGCAUGCCAUGUGGAAACCUCAGAAAUUCAAAUCAAUUUACUUGUUGGCAAGUCUCUAUGUAUUGACAUUGACUCUGCCAUCUGCAAUAUCUGUCUACUGGGCAUUUGGAGAUGAGCUUUUGAAUCAUUCUAAUGCUUUCUCUUUGCUACCCCAGUCAGCAUUCCGUGAUAUUGCAGUCGUCCUCAUGCUUAUCCAUCAGUUCAUUACUUUUGGGUUUGCAUGCACUCCUUUAUAUUUUGUUUGGGAGAAAGUAAUUGGAAUGCAUGAUACAAAGAGCAUAUUUCUCCGGGCGUUGGCCAGGCUGCCUGUUGUGAUCCCAAUCUGGUUCCUUGCAAUUAUUUUUCCUUUCUUCGGGCCUAUCAAUUCUGCAGUUGGUGCUCUUUUGGUCAGUUUCACUGUCUACAUUAUACCAUCUAUGGCACACAUGUUCACCUACAGGACAGCUCUUGCCAGACAGAACUCUGUGGAAAAGCCUCCAUUUUUCCUGCCAAGCUGGACAGCUAUGUACAUCUUGAACAUAUUCAUUGUAGGUUGGGUAUUAAUAGUUGGCUUUGGCUUUGGUGGCUGGGCAAGCAUGACUAAUUUUGUCCAACAAGUGAACACAUUUGGUCUGUUUGCAAAGUGCUACCAGUGCCCCCCAAGGGUGGCAUCGUCAGCUACUGCUGCACCCCAUCCUCCUCUCUCUCAUCACAGGAGUUGAUUUUGAGGUUGGUUUGUUAGAUCGUCAAUUAUAUGAUGAUACAUGUGUGGAAAUAUACUUAUUUUUCAGGUCAUGUUAGCAUUGUCUUACAAGGACAAGAAACUGUUUCAGUAGGUAGAUUGGUGACAAUGGCAAUUAUGGAAAUGUUGAUGGGUGACCACUGUUCCGCACUCACUAACAGCAUACAGUUAGUUGAAAGUGCCCAUUGUAAACGGGGAUUUGUUUGUAAUUUAUACUCACUAAUUUGUUAUGGGGAACAUAAGUUUGCUUCUGCUCUUCCAUCUUACCAGGGGAAUGUGCGGUGUAACAGUCGAUACUUAGUCUCAAUUUUAUUUAAGGCUGGCGGCUCAACUAGGCAAGCAGUUGUGUUGUGCUGUUACUGGUGGUUGGGUCACAGCCUAUUUUGUUUAAACAUGUCUAUUAGUUGUGGUAUGGGGAUGCAAGGGUCAUCUAAGAGUCCUUGGCUUGUGAGUAAAAUCUCGAAAGAUGAUGACUCUCUACAGUUGUCAGAUCAUUGUAUGUGUCUUUUUUCUUCUUAUAUGGAAGUUUAUGUAAAAUUUCUCGCA